UUCAUAUAACCCUUGAAUAGGACGGAUAGGCUACAGUAUAUUUUCCCUCUACAUCAGCCCCAGUCGCAUCAGAUCACUCACACUAUCCCUGCCACUCCAAUGCAAGCAGUUUCACCGCUGCCCGCCGUGAUCGAUCCUUCCUCAUAUCUCCAAGCUGCAACCAGCUCUGAGUCACCAACCACCUGCCUCCGGGAACCGCGCUUCGGGAGGUCUGGUGGGCUGGCAGCGGGCACGGCACGUCUGGCUCUGGACGGACAGAGGGGCCGGGGGAGGAGAGAUAAUGCAAGUGAGGGAGAUGGUGGAUGCCUGCGGCACGCGUGACGUGGCAAAUUGCAGCAUUUGCCUCUACUGUUUUACAUGUGAAGAGAGAGAGAAAGAGCUCAGCCUCACGCUCUGGCAGGAUACUGCAGAACCGGGGAAGGGAGGGAGGGAAUGAGGGAGGGAAUGAGGGAGGGGAAUCGAAUCAGAAGAAAGAAAAGCGACUGAGGGAGAGUUGAGGAACGGAGGGGCACAAGGUGGAUCCACGAGAGAGGACGAGAGAGGUAGCGGGAAACUGCUGAUCCGACGUCUAGAGAAGAGUAAAGACAAGAAGCAUCAAAAGUCCCACAGUCAGUCACAGAAGAGAUUGGUACCACACCAGAUUCAGGGAUGUAGCCGAAGAGGGGAGAGCUCAGCCUUUCCGAGCUCGUCACUAUGAAGAAACAUUCCGCCAGGGUUGCCCCGCUGUCCGCUUGCAACAGCCCGGUGCUCACUUUAACAAAAGUCAAAGGAGAAGACCGUCCCAGGGAGAAUGUGGUGGGCAGCACAUCAGACAGCCAGGCGGCAAACGGCGGGGCGCCGGGGGCGGAGUCUGCUACGGGGAGGUGGAGACUUCAUUGCUGCAUCAAAAUCACGGCCGUACAGGUGCGGAAGGCGCUGUGGGGCGUUGCCAUGGUGAUGUGUGUGUGCUCAUCGUGGGCGGGGUCCACCCAGCUGGCCAAGCUCACCUUUCAGCAGUUUGACGCUCCCUUCACCCUCACCUGGUUCGCCACCACCUGGAACUGCCUGUUCUUCCCCCUCUACUACAUCGGACACCUGUGUAAGAGCCCUGAGAGACAGACCCCCAGACAGAGGUUCAGGGAGUGUUGUCGGUUCUUCGGGGACGACGGGCUGACAGCCAAGGUGUUCUUCACGAAGGUGGCUCCGUUUGGCUUGUUGUGGAUCCUCACUAACUACCUGUACCUUCAGGCCCUGAGGAAGAUCAACACUACAGACGUGUCAGCUCUGUUCUGCUGCAACAAGGCCUUCGUAUUCCUGCUCUCUUGGAUCGUACUGAGAGACCGCUUCAUGGGCGUCAGGAUCGUGGCGGCCAUCUUUGCCAUCGCUGGCAUUGUGAUGAUGACGUACGCUGACGGUUUCCACAGCCACUCUGUCAUGGGUAUCACCUUUGUUGUGGCCUCCGCUUCAAUGUCUGCACUCUACAAGGUGCUCUUUAAAAUGGUCCUGGGCAGUGCCAAGUUUGGGGAGGCAGCGCUCUUUCUGACGAUCGUCGGCGGGGCUAAUUUUGUGUUCAUCAGCUUUGUGCCAGUCAUCCUGUACUUCACCCAUGUGGAAUACUUUGGUUCUCUUGAGGACAUCCCCUGGUUAUACCUCUGUGGGGUAGCAGGCCUGCUCUUUGCUUUCAAUAUCCUGGUGAACUUUGGCAUUGCCGUCACGUACCCCACAUUGAUCUCUCUGGGCAUCGUCCUGAGUGUCCCUGUCAAUGCCAUGGUUGACCUGUACACGUGUGAGAUCCACUUCAACGCAGUGCGUCUGAUCGCCGUGUUGAUCAUCUGCCUGGGCUUCCUGAUGUUGCUACUUCCAGAGGACUGGGACCAGUGCUUCAUCCAGCUCCAUGCUAAGCUGCAGAGUAAACGGGAGGAACCAGCCGAGGAGGAGGCAGGGCCCGGCUCCAGCCUCAACUGGAGCAGGAGAGCAAGGACCUCCAUGUCUACCUUUCCACACUGACCACCGUUAAAUGUGGUGGGACGGAUGGAUGGACGGACACACUGAAACAGACAGACAGAGGCAAACACGCACAUGAAUGGAUGAAUGAACAGAUGGACAGAUACAGACACACAUACAGUGUACACAUGCGCGCGCACGCACACGCACGCACGCACGCAGGCACACACACACACACACAGUCCACCUUGGACACUUGAUUGCCAUGAUGACCUGCAUGGUUGACCUCUCUCUCUCUUUCCCCUUCCCUCUCACUCGUUUCUGCCUGGAAACCUUUCUGUUGGUCUAUCAGUCCGUCUGGGUCUGUUCAAGACCUUUUCAUUUCACUCAAAAAGCACUCAUAUCAAUGUUUGUUCAUUUCACAAUCAACAAACAAUUAUUUCCUACUUGACCUCCACCAUUUUAGAAGUCAUCAGAGUUGGUGCAUGGGCUCACGUCAUUUAGCAAUACCUCAAAGUCAUUCCAUUGGACUGAUGCAUUUAUUUACAUCACGCCUGGGAAGACUUGCGAACUUGCCUUUGCUUUUCAAAAGACAAGGAUAGAUUGACAGACUAAUAAUUAUUAAAUUUUUUGUCAGUUUUUGUCAGACUGAUGAUGGACUUUCUGGCUUUAACAUCAUGUCCCCAUCAACCUUCAAGAUCCAAAGAAGAAGAAAAGCAGGAGAGACGGAGUUCUAGUGGGCAUGUCCCUGUUGUCCCUCAGGUGUCAACUUAAUGGCAAAUACUUGGCUUUAGUGCACUGUAGAUCUCCACAGCCCAAUUCCAAACAGACACAAGCCCCUAAACCCUAGCCCCUAAACCCUAGCCCCUAAACCCUAGCCCCUGCUACUUUGGCAGUUCAUGUAGAUCUGAAAAGAUUAGAUAGGUAUAAUCAGUAAGGUAAUAGUCCCAUAUUGUCCUCUAUUAGAUAGGUAUAAUCAGUAAGGUAAUGGUUCCAUAUUGUCCUCUAUUAGAUAGGUAUAAUCAGUAAGGUAAUGGUCCCAUAUUGUCCUCUAUUAGAUAGGUAUAAUCAGUAAGGUAAUGGUCCCAUAUUGUCCUCUAUUAGAUAGGUAUAAUCAGUAAGGUAAUGGUCCCAUAUUGUCCUCUAUUAGAUAGGUAUAAUCAGUAAGGUAAUGGUCCCAUAUUGUCCUCUAUUAGAUAGGUAUAAUCAGUAAGGUAAUGGUCCCAUAUUGUCCUCUAUUAGAUAGGUAUAAUCAGUAAGGUAAUGGUUCCAUAUUGUCCUCUAUUAGAUAGGUAUAAUCAGUAAGGUAAUGGUCCCAUAUUGUCCUCUAUUAGAUAGGUAUAAUCAGUAAGGUAAUGGUUCCAUAUUGUCCUCUAUUAGAUAGGUAUAAUCAGUAAGGUAAUGGUUCCAUAUUGUCCUCUAUUAGAUAGGUAUAAUCAGUAAGGUAAUGGUUCCAUAUUGUCCUCUAUUAGAUAGGUAUAAUCAGUAAGGUAAUGGUUCCAUAUUGUCCUCUAUUAGAUAGGUAUAAUCAGUAAGGUAAUGGUUCCAUAUUGUCCUCAGAAUUUCCACCAUAUUGCUUACACCUUUUCAAUUCUCUUAGAUCUUCACAACUGCAUAGGGGGUAGGGGGCGAUUUGGGAUUUGACGUUAAUUCACAUUUUGGUUGCCCUCCAGCUCAGGAGCCUGUAGAUGUUAGGGUGUGAAGGAAUCUGUCUGGGCUUUUCACUAUCAAGCUGAGCCAUGGAACGUCUCACUGUGCCUCCAGCAAAUGAGAAGAGCCAGAGCCAGCUACAGCCACACUGAUUGGCCACCUGCUGUGAUACACUUCCCCCAUAGGUCAGAUCCAGAGCUCCAGCUGGUUCCAGGCUGGCACCCUCAGAUCCAGAGCUCCAGCUGGUUCCAGGCUGACACUCUCAGAUCCAGAGCUCCAGCUGGUUCCAGGCUGACACUCUCAGAUCCAGAGCUCCAGCUGGUUCCAGGCUGACACUCUCAGAUCCAGAGCUCCAGCUGGUUCCAGGCUGACACUCUCAGAUCCAGAGCUCCAGCUGGUUCCAGGCUGACACUCUCAGAUCCAGAGCUCCAGCUGGUUCCAGGCUGACACCUUCAGAUCCAGAGCUCCAGCUGGUUCCAGGCUGGCACCCUCAGAUCCAGAGCUCCAGCUGGUUCCAGGGCUGACACUCUCAGAUCCAGAGCUCCAGCUGGUUCCAGGCUGACACCUUCAGAUCCAGAGCUCCAGCUGGUUCCAGGCUGACACUCUCAGAUCCAGAGCUCCAGCUGGUUCCAGGCUGACACUCUCAGAUCCAGAGCUCCAGCUGGUUCCAGGCUGACACCUUCAGAUCCAGAGCUCCAGCUGGUUUCAGGGCUGACACUCUCAGAUCCAGAGCUCCAGCUGGUUCCAGGCUGACACCUUCAGAUCCAGAGCUCCAGCUGGUUCCAGGCUGACACUCUCAGAUCCAGAGCUCCAGCUGGUUUCAGGGCUGACACUCUCAGAUAAAGAGCUCCAGCUGGUUUCAGGGCUGACACUCUCAGAUCCAGAGCUCCAGCUGGUUCCAGGGCUGACACUCUCAGAUCCAGAGCUCCAGCUGCUUCCAGGACUGACACCCACUGCUCAGUCCCAUGGCUUCAGUCACGACACGCCAGACCAACCAAACUUAACCAAGCAGCUACAUUUGCAUUAUUUCAACGUCAUUUCAACCUCCUUAGCUAUCACUAAGCCUCUGCUUUGAUACCUGUCGGUAGGUUUCCCACCUUUAAAGUCACCUUGUCAUGAAGCAGACAUACUAUAGUGGUAUACUCUGUCAGUUAGCCAGUGUUGCAGCUACACUAGCCUGGGUUCCAGUCUGUUUAUGCGCUCUUACCAACUCCUUAUAGAAUUGUCAUGGCUUGGGAGUUGGAAAGAGCACAACCAGAUCUGGGAUCAGGCUAAUGACACACAGGGACAAAUCAAACUGCAAGUGAUUAUCUGUAAGGGUGUUGUCUCCUGUGCAAACCUUAUCCCAAGAUGCACAGCCAGGGGUGGGUAGAAAUGAUUACUCUGGCAGUGGCGUUUUGGUUGAGGCCCCGUUAAGGAAGUCCCAUUGAAGUCAUAGUGAGAUCUGCUACAACAUGUUCUGGCUGUGGCGUUUUGGUUGAGGCCCCGUUAAGGAAGUCCCAUUGAAGUCAUAGUGAGAUCUGCUACAACAUGUUCUGGCUGUGGCGUUUUGGUUGAGGCCCCGUUAAGGAAGUCCCAUUGAAGUCAUAGUGAGAUCUGCUACAACAUGUUCUGGCUGUGGUGGGAACCAGCUUUGUCUUUAAGAUACUGUUUUCAUUUAUUCGAUUGAUUAUGUUUCUAAGGCAAGUUAACCACUGUGAGGACUCUUCAGGGUUACUGAUGAGGUAACGAACCGAGCAAAACACAAACCACAAUGUUGGCGCGGCUUCAAACAGGACGUGGGCAGAACCUCUGCCUUGUUGUGAAUGUAUACAUGACCACUGUUCAACACUCACCAUGUGCUAUCUAUCUUUUCUAUUUCUUCGGAGACUGGACAUGCCACAGCCUCACUACAACGACAACAACCAUUCUUCUUGCACUCAUCCUUCUUGAACGAACUCUGUGAUGCAUCUUAUUAAAAAAUGGACAUGUUUUUCUAUUUCUGCGUUUAGUUUGACCACUGAUUUGAAGGGACAGCGAGUGACUGACAUGCCAUCUACAGUACAAGCAUGCAGAGAUGACCAGAUAUAACUGAGCAGUCCAGUCCAUUCACUUCACUUCCUAUUCUUUUUGUUCUGCAAUAGACUACAGGGUUGGGCUCAGUUCCAUUUCAAUUCAGUCAAUUCUGGAAGUAAACUGAAAUUCCAAUUCUCCUCAUUGAAAAGCAUUGAGGAACAUUUUAAUUGAAGUUUGGAAUUGGAAUUUCAGUCCUAAGUUGGCUGAAUUGUAAUGUACUGAGGCCAACCCUGAAUAGAAGUACUACAUCAGCACUGUAAUCUCCCAUUGUCAUUCUUGGUAAUGACAAUAUAAUAAUGAUAUUGUAUUCCUCUGGAAUUAUUGCUAGACAUAACUGUAAACCUUUGUAAGGAAUGAAGCUGACUUUUCCACUGAAAUAAUAAAUGCAACAUAUGAUUAUCACAUCAGAAGAAGAAUAGAGCGUGGUUUGAUUACAUGACGACGCGGUGGGUUAGAUCACUUAGUUCUUCAACAAGUGUAAUCACAUGUACUAUAUAACAAAUGUUCUUUUUGAAUACAUUUAUUUGUUUACUGGAUUAGUAUAAAAUAUGUAUCUCACACUGAA
Molecule: messenger RNA, 6193 nt
Organism: Salmo salar (Atlantic salmon)
Lineage: Eukaryota; Metazoa; Chordata; Actinopteri; Salmoniformes; Salmonidae
Gene: slc35f3b
Product: solute carrier family 35 member F3b
Biological process (GO): transmembrane transport
Cellular component (GO): membrane
Molecular function (GO): transmembrane transporter activity
Source: RefSeq, a predicted model, not a curated record